AUGAAUGGUACAGUUAUUGUUAAUGAGAGUAUGCUUACGGGCGAGUCUGUUCCUGUCACGAAGGUCGCUCUUGUUGAAGAUGUGCAUGAGGCUCAUUUCUCUAUAGAGAAGUAUUCAAAGCACGUACUGUUCUGCGGAACACAAGUUCUUCAAACUAGGUAUUAUAGAGGCCAGAAAGUGAAGGCUAUAGUACUGAGGACAGGCUUUUCGACAAUGAAGGGACAACUUGUGAGAUCAAUCAUGUACCCGAAGCCUGUCGAUUUCCGAUUCACGAAAGACCUUUUCAAGUUCGUGGGUUUUCUCGGUUGUAUAUCUGGGUGCGGAUUCAUCUACACGAUUAUAAUCAUGGUUCUACGAGGGAGUAGUUUGCGACGUGUCAUUGUGCGUGCCCUCGACAUCAUCACUAUAACAGUUCCUCCUGCACUUCCUGGUUAGUG
Strongylus vulgaris is the source of this 437-nucleotide messenger RNA. The record is from the annotation of a GenBank genome assembly. NCBI's taxonomy places the organism in Eukaryota, Metazoa, Nematoda, Chromadorea, Rhabditida, Strongylidae.